Messenger RNA from Cotesia congregata, 1532 nucleotides. The record is from the annotation of a GenBank genome assembly. NCBI's taxonomy places the organism in Eukaryota, Metazoa, Arthropoda, Insecta, Hymenoptera, Braconidae.
UGCAUAACAUGUUGGAAGUGUCGCUAUCAAUGGUUCUAGCUGCUUUAGCUGGACUAGUUGUUAUUUAUUAUUUCUUCUCCCGCGAAAACUACUUUGACAAAUAUGGAAUUCCUCAUCCUAAACGAUUGGCAAUUUUCGGAAAUAUGGCCCCGCUUAUUUUCCAAAGAGAGACAUUCGUAGGGCACAUUUCGAAUAUCUACAACAUGUUCAAGGAGCCUAAGUACGUUGGGUUCUACGACUUCGGCAUGCCAGUGGCGAUGAUCAGAGACUUGGACUUGAUAAAGAACAUCACAGUGAAGCAUUUCGAUCACUUCAUAGAUCACCGAGGAUUCACUGACCCUGAAAUCGAGCCUUUGUUCGGAAACAACUUGUUUUCUCUGCGAGGUGACAGGUGGCGUGAGAUUCGAACCCUCUUGACACCUGCAUUUACGUCCAGCAAGAUGAAGGGCAUGUUCAAGCUGAUGUCAGAGUGUGCCAACAUUUUUACUGAUGCUCUGGUGAAGAAGGUUAGAGAUGGAGCUAAUGGGUUCAAUUCUAAAGACAUCUUUACGCGUUACACCAAUGACGCUAUCGCCACCUGUGCAUUUGGAAUAGCAGUGGACUCGAUGAAAAACCCCGACAACGACUUCUACGUCCUGGGUCGACAAGCCACUACCUUCGAAGGCCUCAAGGCACUCAAGUUCUUUCUGAUUCGCUCGUUUCCGCUGAUAACGAAACUGUUCCGCAUGAAAUUGAUCGAUACCAAAUGUGAGGAAUUCUUCUACGAGCUAGUUAAAGACACGAUCGCCGCCAGAGACGCUCAAAAUAUCACCCGACCAGACAUGAUCCAGCUGAUGAUGGGGACCCGCGGCAACAACCCUGGAUCCAAGACUCCAGAACUUAGCAUUGAAAGCAUGACUUCGCAAGCCUUCAUCUUCUUCUUCGGUGGAUUUGAUACCACAGCGACCACGAUGUGCUUCAUGGCCCACGAGAUAGCGUCGAACCCUGAUAUCCAAAAGAAGCUCCAGGAAGAAAUAGACCAAGUGCUUGAAAAGGACAAUGGUAACCCCAGCUACGAGUCAAUCAACAGAAUGCAUUAUCUUGACGCUACCGUGAACGAAACUCUGCGUCUUCAUGCGAUUGGUGUAGUCAUGGACCGAAUCUGCACCAAAAGCUAUGAAUUACCACCGACUGUACCUGGAGCCAAACCUCUCAUGCUAAAUCCUGGAGAUAGUAUUUGGAUUCCCAUUUAUGCAAUCCAUAGAGACCCGCAAUACUAUCCGAACCCGGAUAAAUUUGAACCGGAGCGAUUUAUGGGUGAUACAAAAGACACCUUCAAUCAUUCUGCCUACAUGCCCUUUGGUGUUGGGCCCCGGAUGUGCAUUGGAAACCGGUUCGCGCUUUUGGAAACCAAGGUACUGUUCUUCUACCUUCUUGCCAAGUGCAAUAUCUAUCUUUCCAAAAAGAUGAUUCUGCCGAUGAGACUCAGUAAGAGGAGUUUCAACCUGAUCGCCGAUGGCGGGUUUUGGUUGGAUAUCCAACCACGGAAAUGA